CCGCGGAAAGGCCGCAGCCCCCUUACGGGGUGCCCCGCCCCCUGCUGGCCCCGCCCCCGCGCGGCGAUUGGCUGGCGGCGCCCCGGCGGAAGCAGCGUGGUGGGAUGGCGCGGGCGCUGCGGGCGCUGCGUGCGGCGGCGGGACCGGGACCGGGACCGGGACCGGGACCGGGACCGGGACCGGGACCGCGCGUGCGCUUCGGGCCCAGCCCCACAGGUUUUCUCCACUUGGGUGGCCUUCGCACUGCUUUAUACAAUUAUAUUUUUGCCAAAAAACACCAAGGGACUUUCAUUUUGAGAGUGGAGGAUACAGAUCAAAAUCGAGUGGUGCCUGGAGCUGCAGAAGGAAUAGAAGAUAUGCUGGAUUGGGCAGGUAUUCCACCUGAUGAGAGUCCUCGCCGGGGUGGUUCUUUCGGACCCUACCAACAGUCACACAGGCUCGACCUUUAUAAGAGAGCCAGUGAAGUGCUUUUGGAAAACGGCACAGCUUAUCGCUGCUUUUGUACCCCUCAGCGUCUGGAACUGCUGAAGAAGGAGGCUUUGCGGAAUCAACAGACCCCACGGUAUGACAACCGGUGUCGGCACCUGACAUCCAAAGAAGUGGCUGAGAAACUGUCACAAGGUUUUGAGUGGAUAGUCCGAUUCCGGCUCGAGAAGGGUGUGGAGCCCUUCCGGGACCUGGUCUACGGCUGGAGCAAGCACGAAGUGGCCGAUGUGGAAGGUGAUCCGGUGAUUCUCAAGGGAGAUGGCUUCCCGACUUACCACCUGGCAAAUGUGGUGGAUGACCAUUACAUGGGAAUCAGCCAUGUUUUGCGUGGAACUGAGUGGCUUACUUCCACAUCCAAGCACCUCCUUCUCUACAGAGCCUUUGGCUGGGAUCCUCCUCAGUUUGGUCACCUCCCGCUGCUUCUGAACAAAGAUGGCGGUAAACUGUCCAAAAGGCAAGGGGACAUUUUUCUGGAGCGUUUCGCUCAGGAUGGCUACUUGCCAGAGGCUCUGCUGGACAUUAUAACCCACUGUGGCUCUGGAUUUGCAGAGAAUCAGAUGGGGAGGACUUUGGAAGAGCUGAUCUUGCAGUUUGAAAUAGGCAGAAUUACGACCCAUUCUGCCCUACUGGAUCUUGAAAAACUCCCAGAAUUCAACAGGAUUCACCUCACCCGCCAAAUCGAGAAUGAGGGGCUACGACAGAAGUUAAUUAGAGACUUGCAGUUGCUGGUGGAGAGUGUCUAUGGGGAUCAACAUGUGGAUAAAGAGGUUCUAGAAAAGAAUUAUGUGGAGCGAGUCCUUCUGCUGAGAAAAGGUCACAUAAGCCUCCUGAAGAACCUGGUGUCAUGUGAUUAUUCUUACUUAUGGGUUAGGCCCUCCGUGUCUCGAGAGCAGCUACAAACUAUUUCUGCAGAAGUAGAUGAAAUAGGAAAACUAGUCACAGGGCUCAUGAGAAGGCAGGCAGCUGUUUUGACUGUGGAGGAGUUGAACAAAGACCUGAAAAGCCUCCAGAAGCAAACUAGAGAGACUAAGUACAGCAGCGUGAUGAAGCUCCUUCGCUUGGCGCUCAGUGGAAAGCAGCAUGGACCAAGUGUUGCUGAAAUGAUGGUGACUUUGGGACCCACAGAAGUGUGUGAAAGGAUGCACAAAGCACUGUCUAGCUAAUAAGAGACAGAAAUGACACCAGCAGCCAUCCCUGGGAUUCAGACGGUGUGGGCCCCAUGUGUUGUUGUCCUAGACCUGUAUGUUGUUGUUGCAGUAAGAUUAUCUUUGAUCAGAUGAUUUGGGCUUUGGACCAGGCAGGUGUCACCAUGGUGUUCCAGAUCUGUAUCUGUCUACACUUAAGCAUAAGCCAGUUUGUACAGCAGAGGAACUAAAUACAGAUUUAGAUCUGUCCUUGUGCUUUCAUCCUGUGGAAAUAGCCUGGUUUUCAGGUUGGGAUAAAAAGACUUUUAUCUGCAUUUGGCAUUCAGAUCCAGACCAUGUGGACAGAAACUAAUGUUAUUUCUGAUACCAGCACAGUUUGUCUCAAGCAAUCAGUCUCUUUUUGGAGAGAGCCUCGCAACCAGAGGACCAAGAGUCACAGCUGACAGGUCCCCAACAAGUGGUAGAAGGAGAGGCUGCGGGGGUGAAGAGCUAGUGCCCUCGUAACCGCUGCACAGCACCUGCCAGCCUGCGCGAGAUGCGCAGUGAGAAGGUCUGUGUACGGGAGAGCCCUUGGCUGCUUGUCCCCGCGAACUGCGUUUGUCACGUGUAGUUCAGCUAAAAAUAUCCCCCGCAAUAGGUUUGCUUUUCCUUUUUUGGAUGAAUGGUGAUGGGUGUGUCCUUUUUAUUUAGUUCUUUCCCCUGUGUCUGUCCCCCUGCACAGUAAUGGAGGAGGAAGAAAACGCAGGGAUAUUUUACAAUGACGCCCAGCGUCACUAGUCUGUAACUCCAUGCCGUAAUAAAACCCGUGGCCUUUUCACCUGCCGUUUGAGCGCGGUGAAGGAAGCCGGCCGGGCCGCCGGAGUCUUGUCUGCUUUUCCUCAGAAAACUAUUUUCCAGAAACGGGUGCUCGUGUCCUCACGAGCACUGUGUUUGCGAGUGAAUUUAAUAUUCACGUAUGCAAAAUAAAUGUAUUAAUAUAUAUAUAAUAUAUACAAACCUAUACAUAUAUAUAAAAUAAUAACUGGUG
Molecule: messenger RNA, 2658 nt
Organism: Dromaius novaehollandiae (emu)
Lineage: Eukaryota; Metazoa; Chordata; Aves; Casuariiformes; Dromaiidae
Gene: EARS2
Product: glutamyl-tRNA synthetase 2, mitochondrial
Exons: 9
Coding region: 105-1649 (514 amino acids)
Biological process (GO): glutamyl-tRNA aminoacylation
Cellular component (GO): mitochondrion
Molecular function (GO): tRNA binding; zinc ion binding; ATP binding
Source: RefSeq, a predicted model, not a curated record